AUGGAUGGUCACGCGAGCACAACCAAUGGACUGAUGGAAGGCCACGUAGAACUGGAGGACAACAUCAACUUCUGGGCAUCAUUUGGUGUAAGCCCCCAUGUUGUGGUUGAGCCAGAUCACUCAAUCCAGCAGCAUGAACAGCAAAUGGAGCCGCAGCACAUGGCAUACAGUGAGCAGCAUCAUUCUCGCAGGGAGCUCUGCGCUGUGGAAGUCGACCCAAGGAUUGAACCCUACGUUGGAAUGGAAUUUGAUUCUGGAGAGGCUGCUAAGACCUUUUACAUUGCCUAUGCUGGGAAAGUAGGAUUCUCAGUUAGAAUUGCACGGUCUCGCAGAUCAAAAUGCAACGAAUCUGUCAUAAUGCUUCGCUUUGUCUGCUCCAAAGAAGGUUUCAGCAGGGAGAAGCGAAUCAUUGCUGGGAAAAAAACGAGGAAGAGGGCGGCAUCCAUAAGGGAGGGUUGCAAAGCAAUUGGGAAUGGGGUGCAUUACAUUGCCACAGAAGGUGAUGCAGAGUUGCUGCCAUAUGUUGGAAUGGAGUUUGAAUCUCUAGAGAUGGCAAAAACAUUCUAUUACGCUUAUGCCAGUCGUGUGGGAUUCGAAGCUCGCGUAAGGCAAUCGCGCCGUUCGCUGCAUGAUGAAUCGCUCAAGAUGUUAAAACUAGUUUGUUCUAAGCAUCGAUAUCACACCGGAAGAGACGAUAAUGGCGAUGAUGGAAGAAAAGGCUCGAAUCAGGAUCCAUCGAAGGAAGGUUGCAAUGCAUUGUUUGAGAUAGUUCGAAAAGAAGGCGAUGUUUGGAUGGUCUCCAAGCUUGAAUUGGAGCAUUCGCAUGAGCUGACGCCAUCUCCACCGAGCAAGGUGCGAUGUGUUCGUUCUCAGGGAGAGAUACUCGUUAUCGCCAAAAACUUCGCUGAUACCCGCAAUCUUCUCUUGAAUGGUCAAGACCCAUUGAAUUAUCCUCGGGAAAUUCGGUAUAACGACUUGGGGUCAGAGGAUGCCAAUAAUCUCCUAGAUUAUUUCAAGAAAACUCAGGCGGAUAAUCCUGCAUUUUUCUAUGCUGUACAGUAUGAGCAGAAUAACUGUAUGACCAACAUUUUCUGGGCAGAUGCUAAAGCUCGGAUGGCAUACCAUUACUUCGGAGAUGCUGUAACCCUAGAUAUGACCUACAAGAAUGAUAAAGAUUUCAUCCCUCUUGUUCUCUUCACUGGUGUUAACCAUCACCUGCAACCCUUAGUUUUUGGAUGCGCACUCCUUGUGGAUGAAUCAGAGACCUCGUUUGCGUGGCUGCUCGAGCAGUGGGUUGCGGCCAUGUUUUCCCGUCCUCCUGUCUCAUUGUUUACCAGUCUGAAUUGGGCCAUUGCCAAUGCAGUUGCAAAGGUCCUUCCUGACACCAGGCACUUUUUCUGUAGGAAGCACGUUGUAAGCACAAUCCUGAUGGAACUGUCUGCUUUAUGCUCGGCACAUCCGCUGUUCGAGGAGGAACUAACAAGAUGCAUUGAUGAAUCCCGAACAAAUGAGUCGUUCGAAGCUUGUUGGAACGCCAUACUUCUCAAGUAUGAUUUAAAUGACAAUGCAUAUCUGCAUUCAUUGUACGCUAUUCGAAAUAAGUGGGUGCCCAUAUACAUGCGAGAUACGUUGUGUGUACAAAUCUCUUCGUUGCAGAGAUCACAAACAUUUGAUAGGGUUAUUGAGAAGUACUGCAACUCGAAGACCCCAUUGCGUUUAGCAGUCCGGCAGCUUGGGCUGGCGCUUUCGAGUAACUGCGAGAAGGAGGCACAGGCGGAUUAUAUCAGCAUGUUUGACAAACCAUUUCUCAGGACUGCUUCUCCUAUGGAAAAACAGGCAGCUAAUAUCUAUACAAGGACAAUGUUUGACAGAUUUCAGGAGGAAUUUGUAGAAUCUUUGGCUUUCCAUGUUGACAAAGUAGAGGAUGGGAUGCCUAGCAAGUAUCAGGUGUCUAAAAUUGAGGAUGCUGAGGGUACCUACAAUGUUGUAGUUAAUGUUUCUGAAAAUAAAGCUCAUUGUAGUUGCUGUAUGUUUGAAGCAUCUGGAAUUUUGUGUCGGCAUGCAUUGAAAGUCUUUUUAAUACUAGGUAUUCGUACGCUUCCGAGAGAGUACAUCUUGAAGAGAUGGACGAAACAUGCCAAGCGUUCUUCUCUACAUGACGAAUUUGGUUUGGAUAUUCGAGUCAAUUGUGAAGAACCUUCAGCUGCGAGGUAUAGUGAUCUGUGUCAUGAUGCUAUCAGAUGUGCUAAAGAAGGAGCAACAUCUGCUGAAUUCUACAGCAUAGCCAAGGAAGCAUUUGAGAAAGCUAUAGGUGAGAUCAUAUCAGCUAAGCAGAAGAGGGGAGAACAAACUUUACAGAGUUUCAAAAUAGCCCAGAAGAAAAAUCUGAAGAGAACUGGCAAGACUACACCAAAGAAAGACUGUUCCAACAAGACAUUUAAGAGGGCAGCAGCACUAGAAGAAAAUGACUGCAUGUGACCAUCUCUUAGUAUUGCUUAGUUGUAUAGAGCUCUCGCUGUUAUUUGGAUUUCGGGCAUUAGGAAGGUAAGUGGAGGUUCAUGUUUAGUUUAAAUGUGUAGCAUGCUGUAGCCUGUAGAGCAAAUUUCUGUAAAAAUCAUUAACAAUAAUUUAUCACCAGUAUUUUUUGUUUUCUCUUUU
Phalaenopsis equestris is the source of this 2658-nucleotide messenger RNA. RefSeq names its product protein FAR1-RELATED SEQUENCE 5-like. Lineage: Eukaryota; Viridiplantae; Streptophyta; Magnoliopsida; Asparagales; Orchidaceae. The record is from RefSeq and is a predicted model, not a curated record. Gene Ontology annotation, molecular function: zinc ion binding. The transcript is spliced from 2 exons. The coding region runs from base 1 to 2478 and encodes 825 amino acids. Gene Ontology annotation, biological process: regulation of DNA-templated transcription.